This is a messenger RNA of Octopus bimaculoides (California two-spot octopus), 605 nucleotides long. RefSeq lists its product as uncharacterized. NCBI's taxonomy places the organism in Eukaryota, Metazoa, Mollusca, Cephalopoda, Octopoda, Octopodidae. Gene Ontology annotation, molecular function: peptidase inhibitor activity; protein binding. Gene Ontology annotation, cellular component: AMPA glutamate receptor complex. The record is from RefSeq and is a predicted model, not a curated record. Gene Ontology annotation, biological process: negative regulation of BMP signaling pathway.
CUACCAAAACUUCACCAUUCUUACCAACCACAGGAAAACUACAACAUGCUGACACAUCUCUCCGUAUUCUGCUUCUUUAUUGCAGCCAUCUCAACAGGUGACUGUCGCAGCCUUAGAAGUAUGCUUGGUGAGUGUUACUAUGAUGGUAAAUUAUACCAAGCUGGACAGACCUUUUCUUCCUUCGUGGGAUUGUGUACAUGCACUCCGUAUAAUAUGAUUCAAUGCAGAAUGGAAAUUUGUGAACACAAAGGAGAAUCUUACAGAGUUGGGCAAACCUUCAGGGAUGAUUGCAAUGAAUGUUCCUGUGAAACUAAAAAUGUUGUUAAAUGCACAAAGAAGUUAUGUCUAACCACAGAUAUAGGUUGUGCUUAUAAUAACAAGAUAUAUAAGAUUGGAGAAAGCUACAUGAAAGAGUGUAACAAUUGUACAUGUAAAGAUACAAACACAGCAGUUUGUACCGAUAUGCCCUGCGUUCUUGACUAAAAUAUUUGAGAAAUGUUAAACUCUGGAGAGACCAGGAAACUUCUAGAAAAAACCAAAGAGAAAUAUUGAUAUGAUUUGGAAACGGAUAAUUCUGAGAAAUAAAAUUCGAAAAUAUUAAUAUU